This is a messenger RNA of Carassius gibelio (silver crucian carp), 885 nucleotides long. RefSeq names its product interleukin-8. Gene Ontology annotation, molecular function: CXCR chemokine receptor binding; chemokine activity. The record is from RefSeq and is a predicted model, not a curated record. Gene Ontology annotation, biological process: cellular response to lipopolysaccharide; chemokine-mediated signaling pathway; antimicrobial humoral immune response mediated by antimicrobial peptide. The transcript is spliced from 3 exons. The coding region runs from base 112 to 411 and encodes 99 amino acids. Gene Ontology annotation, cellular component: extracellular region. Lineage: Eukaryota; Metazoa; Chordata; Actinopteri; Cypriniformes; Cyprinidae.
AUCACGAGGCCUUUGAAAUCAUAAUCAUAUAAAGCCAUGCAGCAUCCCAAAUAGCAGCAUAUUAUCUUCAGAGUUUCUACACAGAAAUCACCUGCAGAAGCAUCAACCAUCAUGAACGCCUUCCUGAUGUUAACUGUUAUUGGAGCCAGCAUUGUUCUGUCCAAUGCCGUGCAGCCUCUGGGUCCGGGAUACAACAGCCGCUGCGUGUGUCUGAGGCUGGAGUCGAGGAUCAUCCCUCGGGGACACCUGCGCCGAGUGGAGAUCCUGCCCAGAGGACCACACUGCAAGACCACUGAGGUUAUUGCUGAUUUAUCGAGUGGAGAGAGGAUCUGUCUGAACCCCAGCACACCAUGGGUUAAAAAACUCAUUGUCUUCAUCGAGAGAAAGGAGCGAGCGACCAAGAAAGAGUAGAAGACGUUCAUGUUGUAACCUUUUGAUUACUCGAGAGACUCACAAGAAGAGUUUAUAACACUUGCAUGCUAUAGUUUUGCCAUCUCUGACAUCUUCCUGCAGAAUUAGAUUUCUGCUUUGUUUUUCUUGUAUCCUGAGCCUCUCAUUGUGAUUUAUAUGUGUUUUUCCUGAAAAUCAUUUCAAGAUGAACUGAAAAUAUGUGUCUCCUACACUACACACUGACUUAUAUGCUGACUGUUUUAAUUUUGCACUGAUACGAUCAAAGUUUUUGGUGUUGCUUUUAAUUGCCGUUUCUCUGGGGAAAAGUUUUUUUUUUAAAUAAAUGUUUUCUUUUAAAAUAAUCCAUUCUGUUUAUUGUACUUUGAGGAGAUUAUCCAUUUUCUCAAGAAAAUGACCAAAUGUUCCCCAGCAGGUUUUCUUGCAUAUGACAUUUCACAAUGCGUGAUUUCAUUCCAGAUGGAGCUGAAAUGUGAG